CAAAACGUCAAAUAUGCACCUCAAAUCUCACUGCGAUCAACACACGGAGUAGUUGAUUAUUAUUAUUAGUAUCAACUGUGCAAAAUUUGCGCUUCAAUUCUCGAUCCCAUACCGCAGAAAGCAGUUCCAAUAGUUGCCGAAUGGCUUCCGCAACCCCGCAGGGGGCGAACCUUCUUUAUGGGCUGAGAAAGUCGACAAAAUUCAGCAAAGGUCUUGGUGCACUGCUACCGCAGGCGUACCGAAAGUUUUGGAACGAAUGGAAAAAUCAGCAACCUGCGGCAGUGCACUACGUGCCGAAGGAAGGUAUGUUCCAACGGGAGGACUUCACAGGACUGGUGACACCGGUCCAGAACGUACCGAUACCACUGAUCGAUCCACCGGAGGCACACGAGGGCAUCUGGGGCGGUGAAGCGAUAAUCAAGGGUUUCCAGAAGCGCACACCAUACAAACGGCGAGUGCCACACUUCUGGGUACCGGUGCUGCGUCGCUCGGUCGUCCACAGUCGGGUGUUGAACGACCACAUGGCCGUCACAGUAACCGAUCGAACGCUCGAGCAGAUUCACGACCACCACGGAUUCGACCACUAUCUGCUCAAGACACCGGCCUGCGAUCUGCGUUCGAUGCUGGCGAUCAAACUGAAAAAGAAGAUCCUAGAAGAGCUUGCAGCAGGCUGUCCGAAACUAGCGGCCGAACCGUCCAAGCAGCAAGAGUGCCUCCGAGAGUACGCCUGCUACCUGGAACAGUUCACACCGGAAGAGAUCGAAUGGUAUGGUCUAACGUACGGUGAGGCAAUCCUGAAGAUGAGAACGAUGACGGAGGACAGUGAGGCCCAAAUGCCGCAGAAGGUCCUCUUUCGCCAGCAGUUGAUCGAGCAGCUGAAGGCGGCCGGUAUCCGUGAGGCACAGGAUGGUAGCGACGAUGAAGCACUGAAGGGCAUCAAAGAUUCCUCGUCGUGGCUUUCAAAGCUCAGCUUCAAGCCGAAAAAUUGGUGAGGUUGAACAAAACGCAGAGCGGUCCGAACCGGGGCCUUCAGACAAACGACAGGACCGCCUUCGGCCAACUACCCGAGCAGAGUUCGGUUACUGUACAGAGCAGCGUAACGCGCCCAUAGUCACUGCCUGGACUGGUGAUCGGUCAGGAAGUUAAUGAGAAUAAACCAAUAAAUUCGUCAACUGUUACAUAGUUAUUCAUAU
This is a messenger RNA of Anopheles cruzii, 1193 nucleotides long. RefSeq names its product 39S ribosomal protein L28, mitochondrial (gene mRpL28). The coding region runs from base 141 to 992 and encodes 283 amino acids. Gene Ontology annotation, cellular component: mitochondrial large ribosomal subunit. The transcript is spliced from 3 exons. Gene Ontology annotation, molecular function: structural constituent of ribosome. The record is from RefSeq and is a predicted model, not a curated record. NCBI's taxonomy places the organism in Eukaryota, Metazoa, Arthropoda, Insecta, Diptera, Culicidae.